AUGGACUUUGAUCUCAAAAAGAGAAAAUUGGAAUUCGAUUUCAAUCAACUGCUUGUGUUGAACUUGAUUGAAAUCAAUCUAGGAAAGGGAGAUGCUGCCAAAAUUGGAGCAUCCAGUGGUUUGGGAUCCGAAAGCAAUGUAGAGAAUGUCAAGAAAGGACGACAGGCAUUCUUCAACUGGAUCUGUGCCGAUGCACAAAUUGCCACAGCACGAGGUGGUGGUGGUGGAUUGGCGCUCUGGAAGCGUGUCGAUUGA
Messenger RNA from Seminavis robusta, 255 nucleotides. The record is from the annotation of a GenBank genome assembly. NCBI's taxonomy places the organism in Eukaryota, Bacillariophyta, Bacillariophyceae, Naviculales, Naviculaceae.